Molecule: messenger RNA, 2527 nt
Organism: Ooceraea biroi (clonal raider ant)
Lineage: Eukaryota; Metazoa; Arthropoda; Insecta; Hymenoptera; Formicidae
Product: aryl hydrocarbon receptor nuclear translocator homolog
Biological process (GO): regulation of DNA-templated transcription
Cellular component (GO): cytoplasm; transcription regulator complex; nucleus
Molecular function (GO): DNA-binding transcription factor activity
Source: RefSeq, a predicted model, not a curated record
ACAAGAAACGCAUAAAUUAUAAAAUGUACAGAUUUAUAAAAUGUUUAUAAAUAUUUCUUCUUGAAAGAAGUGUCGAGGUUUUUUGAGAUGACUCGAAGAGGUUUUGAAGAGAGAAUUUAAUUUGUUUUUUUUUUUCAACUGCCUUUCCAUCUUAUUUCUUGUAAGGCUUGUGUCACCCUGUGUAUUUUAUAUUUUAAUAUUUUAUCUGAUACUUCUUGCAUUUUUCUGCUUGCAACGUACAAAGUAAUAUGUUGUAUGUGCAUAUUUUCAGUUCCAUGUUAUUUCCUUUAUUUAUCUGCCAAGGCUAUAUAUUAUAUUUCCUGUUCAGUUAUCACCCUUUGGAGCUUUUGUAACUUUUUUUUAGUACUACAGUUAGUAGAGAAAAUAUCAAACGAAAGGUUAGUGUGGAUACAUGUGACCUACAAAAAUACUGAAACGUGUUUAUUGAUUUAUAUAUUUCUUAAAGCAAAACAAAAACCUUAAGUUCCUUGCGAGUUCUAAGUCGAUUGAUAGAUAUCUGAACGAUAGAUCGUCUUAUGUAUAAUUAAAUUAAGCAUUUUUAUGUAUUUUAUAAGAAAGUCCCCAUUGUCAUGCACAAUGUUCAUGUACAUUAUUCUAUAUGCAGGAAACGAUCUAAGCAAAAUGCCACAGGAGCCUAGUGACAGCAAGAAUGAUCCGAGUGGUUGUAAAUAUAGAAGAUUGAGCAAUGGUAGAAGAAGCGAUUUGCAAAUACUAGGCUAUCGAAAUACCAUCGCGGACAGCAGUUCUUGCAAGCAGUUCUUCCUCACGAAUCAAGAGCUGAAACACUUGCUUCUCGAAGCAGCGGACGGCUUCUUGUUUAUUGUGAGCUGCGACAACGGUAGAAUCAUUUACGUCUCUGAGACUGCCGCACCAAUCUUGAACCACACGCAGAAUUAUUGGUACGGUACCAGCAUCUAUUCACAAGUUCAUCCCGACGAUAUCGAGAAGGUGCGGGAGCAGCUCAGCCUGGCGAACCCUCAACACGACGAACGUGUAAUAGAUCUGCAAAGUGGAAUAGUAAAGACGAAAAUGUCAUCUUCGGCCCAAAAAUUUAUGGCUUCGAAGAGGAGUUUCAUCUGUCGCAUGAAGGUGGGCAAGAUGAUAGACACCAUGCUAAAAGAAUAUGGAUUGUAUCGUACGAGGCAGAGGAACUCCCUGGGCCCGCCAGCGCGGGACGGUCAGGACUACGCGGUGGUGCACUGCACUGGGAACAUCAAGAAUUUGGCAUCUAUCGGUCUGGGUGACAGGGAGCCUAGGGGUCUACACGAUAUGAUUGCGGGCAAAAAUAGCUCCACGGAUUAUUGCCUCAUCGCCAUCGGGCGAUUACAGGUCACCAGCACGCCAAACAGCGAUUUAACGAGCCAUAAUAGAAAUAACGAAUUUACGUCACGUCACUCGCAAGAAGGUAAAUUUACCUUCGUGGACGAAAGAGCCCGCGAGAUUGUAGGCUACGCUCCAUCGGAGCUUUUGGGUCACACGUGCUAUGAAUUCUGCCAUCCGCAGGAUGUGGCACAUAUGCGACAGAUCUUCGAUCAAGUAUUGAAGUCGGGAGGGCAGAGCGUGUCUGUAACGUACAGAUUCCAUGCCAGGAACUGCGACUGGAUGUUGCUGAGGACGUCGGCAUCCGCCUUCCUGAAUCCGUCCGACUUGAACGUCGAGUUUAUCAGCUGCACGAAUACGCGCGCAAAGUUUUCACCUCACCUCAGUAGCGACAGUCGAGCGGCAAACAGGCAAUGUCAGGCAACGAGCAGAACAGCACCUGCACAUGGACAACCUGGUUUGAAUUAUCCCCCUCAUCCUGCCAGACAUUUCUUGUACUCCACGCGUCCUGUGAUGCAGCAUUCAGCGACCGCAGCUACAGCCGCUAGGCCAAUCACCAACUAUCCUUUUACGACUUACUCUACACCUAGAUAUCGAACGCAUUCGUUCUUAGGUUUGUCACGACCGUUCAGUACACAGAACAUGUACCAGAGCUACGGAGUAGCUAGAACGCCGAUGCCGAUCGCUUAUGGAUCACCCGGACAGCAAAGUGCGGCUUCGUCGGUUGUAAGGAUGCCAGCUCUGCAGCCGUGGGCGAUUGGAAAACAGCAAUGUGUGAUAGAAGGCUGUCGUUGUAGUGAGUCAUCGAACGAGCCGACAUACACACAGCGCAAUAGCGCAGCUAGGACUGCGCAACAAUACCUGCACCCAAUGACAAUAAUGCCUAAUAAUCCUGGUAUGCGCGAUUGGCAAAGAUCAGCAGUAUCAGCCAACCAGACAGAUAGAUGCUCAACCGAACCACAACCAUCAUACCCAGGCCAAACUAGACCUCAGAGGCAAGCACAAGAAUUCGACAAGUUGCAAAUGCUGCAAGACCAGGGUAGCUCGUCAGAAGCGGGACAUAGUACAAUCAUAGACUGCAAUUGCGAUGGCACACAGUGCAAUUGGCCAUGACAAGUGAGUGCGUGCAAUUUAAAUGGAUACAACUAUUUUGGAUAGUAAUUAUAGACAGUUGACUUUGGAUAAA